CGAAGAUUAUAACAAGUGGAUUUGACAAGUAACUCAGCCCAUGAGAGUGAGCCAGUGAGACUGUUUUGACUGAAGUGAUAGCAUAAUGGAUAGUAUCCAUCGAGUUUAAGAGCAACGGCGGAUUUUAGGAGCCCAGCCUGAGCACUGCUAUCAUCUGAAGUUGGAUAUCGCAAUCACUGCAAUGACUGAGUCCUCAAAUCUGCCUUUAGGGAGGAGAAUGAAGGCACGGGCCCCACCUCCGCCGCAGGUCCCUCAACCCGCCCCACGCCACAUCUUCAGAAACGCUGUACCUGAUGGGGGAGGGACCUCGGGCAUGGACGCCAAGGAGAACAUGCUAAGGCCCACUGUGGAUUUACAGCUAACUCUCCCACAGGGAUACCAGACUUCUGUAACUGAGGAUGGCAGUAAGGCGCUGAUGGACCUUCUGGUUGAGCUGUGUAGCCGCUACCACCUGAAUCCAGCACUGCACACCCUGGAGCUGCUGUCGCCCGAGGGCCACCCUUUGGGGUUCAAGCCCAACGCUCUGCUGGGCUCCCUGAACGUGGCCUGUGUCCUCAUCAAGGAGAAAGUCUGGGAGGAGAAAGUGGUGCGCAGACCUGCGCCCAAAGUGCCAGAGAAAACAGUGCGUUUGAUGGUGAACUACCACGGUAGCCAGAAGACAGUGGUGCGGGUCAACCCGUUGGUACCACUCCAGGCUCUGACACCAGCCAUCUGUGACAAGUGUGAGUUUGACCCUGCACAUGUCCUGCUCCUGAAGGACGGCAUCAGUCGCCACGAGUUACCGCUGGAAAAAUCUCUGGCAGAACUGGGGAUCAAGGAGCUCUAUGUACAUGAUCGCAGUCUAGUUCUCCAGCCUAAAAUGGCUUCUGCCCCUGCUCUUAACUACUCAGACUCAAUUCGCUCCAGUACCACCAGUUUGGGCAGAGCAGAGAAAAAAGGCUUCCUGGGUAUCUUCCAGUUCAGCAGGAGGAAAUCAAAGACAGAGACAACAUCUGUGGACAUGGAUGACUGUGAUGAUACAGUAAUCGAAAAUACUGACACACAAUCCAAUGGUCUGUCCUCAGUGUCCAGCGUAGAAGACCGACCCAGUACCUUGGGUCAGUCUCAGUCGGUCAUGAAUAUGUCCAGGAUGUCUCCCAAAUCUGAAAGCAAGAAGAGGAGGGCCCCUGCACCACCGGAGGCCCCGACACCCAUCAUGGGACACAUGAGCUUCGAGGGCUAUCAGAUGGCUCUUGGCUCAGAAAGCCAGCAGAGGAAAAGAAAGGCUCCAGCCCCUCCUCCCACCCCAGCAUCCAUCACCCCGGGCUUUGAUGACACUUCAACUUCUCCUUCUCCCACUCCUGAUAGCCUAGCUAUUGAAACACCCACCCCAGCCCUCCGCACCAAGGUGGCACAGUCGGUUCCAGCCUCUUCUACCAUUGUGGUAAUGCAAACAAUGAAACCCGCCCCCUUGAAAGUAGCAAUACAACCUGCCACCCCAACCGCCAGCUCCCCAACCCCAAGCAGCAGCACCACCGACAGCCUAGCUCUCCAGGAUUCCAGCUCUGACCUCAGCCACAGCCUUGAUGACUCAGAUGCUGACCUAGACCAGACUGGCUCCUACUGCAGCACCCUCACCAGCAGCACAGUGAGCGGCUCUGUGCGGGUCCAGCCCGCUACAAAAAGCUCCAGCAGCAGGAUGGAGGAAUCAGAGAUGUCGAGCAGCACGGCUACCAAAUUAAAUAAAGAGGUGACCUCAACCAGCAGCUCUAGGUCUGAGAUGGAGUCGGCCCUCAACCUGAAACUGGAUGAAGUUGAGAACAACAGACACAGUGCAAUGGCCUGGCUCCACUCCAUGGGGAGCUCUGCAGCCAGUGGCCAGAAACCAGAAACUGAAACACCUGAGGAGGAAACUGUGUCCCUGGGCAGCAGCAGUGGUGGCAGCAGCCUGCCUGACCAGGGUUACGCCGCCUCAGAGGGUAUGGCAGACGGCGAGGACUCGGGCAUGGUCAGCUCUCCAUCUGACACCCAGCCCACAUCCCCGGAUGGGAGUUUGUCUUUGGAUGGAAGUAGCGGAGGCGGAGGAGAGAAACUGCUGGGACCAGUACGGGACAAUUCCAGCGAUAGUGACGAGGGAUGUGCCACCUGGGGAUCAAGACACAGGCACAAUGACAUCAGUUCACAGGCAAAGUCAGGCAGGUUCAAAGACAGCUAUGAAGACCCAGAGCUCACAGCCCAGCUCCAUCAGACUUUGGCAGACUUUGAAGCCAACCUUGCAGACCACAUUGAUAUUGUCUCAGUGAAGGAGACUCCCUAUACCAUGUCCACAGACAGUAAUGAGGUGCCAGUGUCCGUAGUGGACAUGGAUGUGCCAGUCACAGCCAUAGAUGAAGUGCUGGAAGACUAUGAAAGUAACGUUGUAGAAAAUGAGGCAAAGGCACUGAUGAGGACUGAGUCAGCUGGCAGCAAAGGUCCAGAUUUUUGUCACCAGUCCAGCACCAAGCCACAGAACAAAAACAACAAUGCUUGUACAGCUGCUGACAGUAAUAAAAGCAGCAGUGCAAAUACUAAGCAGCCGUCUCAACCUGAACAGCACAGGGAGUCACUGGAGAACAAGUCUAUAGGUGAUGAAAAGAGAGAAAAGAUAACAGAGACAAAAAUUAAAGAGAUGAGUGUCACUCAGACCGAGAGUGUUAAAGAGGAGAAGCAAAGAACAACAUCAGCAGUGAAAUCUAAUGCCGACAUGCAGAAACAGAGCAAAAGCACUGAGAUCAAAUCUGAUCCUGUAAAAAACAACGCUCAAUCUUUUCAAGAGAAGAAACCUGUUCUACCACCAACCAGUCAGAGAUCAGUGUCUGCAGAAAGAGUUGAGGAAGGGCACAGAGUUUACCAAAAUAACUCCAGCUCCAAUACUUCCCACGGUAAAAUCACUCGCAACGUCACAUCACGGUUCGGUAUGAAAACGUUCACUGUGGUUCCUCCCAAACCUUCUGCCGUACAUGCUGCUACAGGAGAUCCAGCCGUCAAAUUUAUCGCAGGCGCCAUUACGAUUGACGAUCAAGGAAACAUGGUGAAAGGUAUCUCCCGGAACAAAGUUGGUGGUUCAUCAGAGUCAGGGAUUAAUUGCGGCGAGGGGUCUCCUCUUCAUGGAAGAGCCAAACUUUUUUGGAGCUCAAAUGAGAGACAAGAAAGUCCUGUGCACCACAGCAAAGGUCAGAUUAAUAAGGCGAAGGAGAACAUGGAUGGCCUGAGAAAUACUCCCACUGUAAUUUCAGAAACUCCAUUGAAGACCAGUAACUCUGAAUACCUGAAAACAACACAAAGUAUUAUGUAUAAACCUGCAGAGAGAGCCCAGCCUAAAGAGACAGUUAAAGAAAAAGCUAAAGAACCAGUGACAGACAUCCAUGUUGCAAAGGAGGAGCGGGUGGAGGUAGAGAGCAAGAUUUCAGUGUCAACAAACAUUCAGCAGCCAAGCUGUAAACCUGCCCUUUCCCCUCCACUCCUUCCAGACCUGAAAAGAGACCUGUCCUUCCUCAAACCAUCCAGGCGAACCUCAAGCCAGUACGUGGCAUCUGCCAUCACUAAAUACGCCCCAAAAACCUCAGAUAAACCCAACUCCAUCUCUAAAGUCGCUGACUCCUCUGCCUCUGUGAAAACACAGACUGUUGGCUUCCAGAGAUCUGGUCGGUCCAUACAAGUGAAUCCACACCCAUCUUCCCAGUCCUCUUUGGCAGAUAAUAAGGAGAAUGACUCUGCUUCUAAACCCAACCCUUCUGGUCCUAAGAGGUUAAUGAGCUGUCCAGAGUAUGUGUCAGAUAGCCAGAGAGAUUUUGGUGAAGCGAGACCAGACAGUGUUGGAUCGACCAAAGGAAGCACUUCUACGCUGGAAACAGAAACAGCCAAGAAUAAGCACAUUCAGUCUAGUGGCCCUGUCCAGAUAAAUGUGACCGCCAGCAAUGACAGAGACGCUAUUAAACAGAUUUGGCCCAGAAGCUCCAACCCUGCACAAAGCAGUCCUCUACACUCAUCUGCCAAACCACCCACAGCCCCAAAGACCAUAUCCCAAGGCCGGACAAAUAACACAAGGGACAUGACGAAGGCAGCCACUCAUCUCACACCUGAUGUGAGACCACAACCUUCUGUCACAGUAUCAGACCGCGGUGAUGUACCACAGCCGGUGACAGUGUUUGGGCCACUUAAGAAGUUCAGACCGGUGAUCUGUAGAUCUGUGGAGAAAGAGACAUCUCUGCACAGCAGCCUGAUGGACGCAAUCCAGACAGGAGGAGGCAGGGACAGGCUGAAGAAGAUAUACAAUUCUGGUCCCAGUAACAUGAAGAAAGCAUCUUAUGUUGAGGAGGAGAACGAGAGGUCUGCUCUUCUGGCGGCCAUUAGAGCCCAAAGCAACUCCAGCAGGCUGAGGAAGACCAAAUCUGAAGCUGCAGAUGAGCUUGAGAAGUUCAGGAAGGUGGUCUCUGAGGAGGAGAGAAAUGCACAUCCCCCCUCCUCUCCCUCUCCUCCCUCUGUGACUUCCCCUUCCACUUCACCUCCUGUCUUUACCCCACCACCACCGCCACCACCAGCGCCCACGGCCGCACCUCCACCUCCUCCCCCUGUCUUUCCCCAGGGUAAGCCUAGCGCUGCGGCACAUCCAAGUGCUAACGCCCCCGCGAACCCUGCCUUGGCCAGGGAGGCUAUGCUGGAGGCCAUUCGCUCUGGAUCAGCUGCUGAGAGGCUGAAAAAGGUUGCUGUGCCCACAAAGACAGUUCAAGUGAAUGGGAGACUGGGAACAAUCCAAGCAACCUCCUCAGCCCUCACCCAGCAAUAAGAGGGAAGCCCACAUCACCGCAACCAGGAAUAAUUGAUCAAAUUCCAUUUUGGUUUUCCGCUUUUUGCCAUUGUGCUUUUGCAGCAGACGCUGAGUGAAUGUUAUUUGAACUUCACAUCUCUCACUAUCAGUCCGGGGCCUUAGGCUUAAACUAUUGCAGUUUUUAAAGGAACAGUAAUGCAGGGAGACUGUUAUUUUCACUUAUAUUAUCUACUUAUAUGUUUUUUAUAUAAAAGCGGAAUGAUUUAAACAUUUCCUCUUGCAAAAGGAAUGUUACUUUGUUAGCCAAACACCUGCAACAUCUGUCUGAUAAAGGUGUGAUAGGUGAAAGGUUUGCAGUUAAUUCCAUCCAUGAUAUCAGAUGUUUCAGCUCCUAACAUAAGAAUAGCUUACUGGAACAUGUUUGUGUUCAGUUCAUCUUUAUAACAUAGUGUUGCUCCUAAACAUAUCUUGCCACCUGUACUUGAAUUUAGUAGUUUUAACUGGAAUGUUGUAAAAAUGUGUGCCAAUGAAAGAAAAUUUAAAUAGUUUAUGCUACUUUCAUUUUUUUUUUUUUUGUUCUGAUCUUUUUUUAUUUGCUUUUACCACAGAAAGUCAUGGAUGCCUUAUACUGUUGCUCAGUGUUACGUAUAUGAUGUUUGCUGUAUAAAUUCUAUGAGGGGUGCAAUAAGUUGGAUCUGACAAUGUUUCCAGAUUCAGUCAAUUUAAUAUUUGUUUAACCAAUGAAGAUUAUUGAAAUCUUAAAUACCCUUAAGAAAACAAUGAUUAGAUCCAUUGGAAAUGUUUUAAAUAUAUAGAUCUGGUCCAUGAUGCCAACUGCUACAGUUCCUGGCUCUGAGGAGUAAGAUGGUAAAGACUGACUAGUGCCUGUUAGAUCAUUACUAUGCUCCUGUUUUGGCGUCUAACCUUAAUUUGUGCUGCUGUUUAUAAUCUAAAGACAUUGUCAAAUCUGGUCAGUACCCUGUAGAAAUGCAUAUUUGUACAGGUGCAAUAUGAUUGACCAUGCCUUUUUAUGUUUGACAUAUAUUACAUAUUAAGAUGAACCUUUCCUUUCAUUGACAUCUCAACACUUUAGAAGCAUUAUUAUUUAAGUAUAUCAAUGAUGGAUGCCACAAUGAGCAAAGAGAUUAGUUUAUUAAUGGCUAUGUAACACAAAAAAGCAGUUGUAGGGAAGCAGAGGUUUAGGUUUAGGUCCUUAUUCUGUGGAGAGAGGACCCCUGUAUUAAAUGUUAUAGUUAUGGAUAAAGUAGGAUGUUCACGCUAGAAUGAUACAAACCUAUAGCAUCCAUAUUCAGGUGUAAAUGCUUGCUGCUGUGUAUUGUGACUAAAGGGAGUUGCAUUUAGUUUUAUAGAGAUUUAUUUUAAUUUAUGCUCACUUUCAACACUCAAAAAAAAUAAUUUUACUGUUGUAUGUUUUAUCUUGAGAGUGAAAACCUUAAGAGCUUUUCUAUUUUUACUUUCUCUAACUAGAAAGAGUUAUUUCAUUUCUGCUAGUAGAUGGUUUCAUCUACACACUAUAGCCUACAGCACAUUGUAGCACUGUAUAUUUUGUAAACUGAAGAAAGAUCAUCGCUGUGAUAGAUUUGAUUUAAAACUUUGAUAGAAAGCUAUUCCACCGGUAGCAUGAAAAUUUUAUAAGCUAUUGCUUUUUAAGUUUUAAUUGCACAUUGUUUUUUCAGAAGGUUGCACAGUUAUUUUUGUCUACCUAAUUUUUGAUUCAAUAAAUAAUUUUGUAAU
Messenger RNA from Seriola dumerili (greater amberjack), 6541 nucleotides. RefSeq names its product cordon-bleu WH2 repeat protein (gene cobl). The transcript is spliced from 18 exons. The coding region runs from base 182 to 4804 and encodes 1540 amino acids. The record is from RefSeq and is a predicted model, not a curated record. Gene Ontology annotation, molecular function: actin monomer binding. NCBI's taxonomy places the organism in Eukaryota, Metazoa, Chordata, Actinopteri, Carangiformes, Carangidae. Gene Ontology annotation, biological process: actin filament network formation; actin filament polymerization. Gene Ontology annotation, cellular component: ruffle; neuronal cell body; dendritic growth cone.